Molecule: messenger RNA, 3684 nt
Organism: Lolium rigidum
Lineage: Eukaryota; Viridiplantae; Streptophyta; Magnoliopsida; Poales; Poaceae
Product: DNA-directed RNA polymerase 1B, mitochondrial-like
Exons: 19
Coding region: 16-3015 (999 amino acids)
Biological process (GO): mitochondrial transcription
Cellular component (GO): mitochondrial DNA-directed RNA polymerase complex
Molecular function (GO): DNA binding; DNA-directed RNA polymerase activity
Source: RefSeq, a predicted model, not a curated record
CGCGCCCUCCAGUUGAUGCUCCCCGCCGCUACUCCGGCCGCCGUCUUACCCAUCUCCCCGCCGUCGUCGCCUCCCCCUCCAGUCCUCCUCCCGCCCCCCAAAUCCCUAGCCCUCAUGUGGCGCCGCCUCCCCUCCCGCCGCCUCGCCUCCGCCCUCCUCUCCGCCUCCGCUCCGCACCUUCCCCCUCCUCCCCCGCUCCACCGCCUCCUCCUCCCCGCCCCCGCCACCGGGAUCCUCCCAUCCCCGCGCCUCCCGUGGGGACACCACCCCCCGCGAUUCGCGUCCUCCUCCGCCGCGGCGGCCGCCGAGGCCGUCUCCUCCUCCGAGGUCGACGAGCUGCACCACGCGCUCGACGACGCCGCCCUCGCGGCCCCCGCCCCAACCCCGCCCGCUCCUCCGGAGCGGCGGCGCGGGCGCGGGCGGGGCAAGGUCGUGACGGAGGCGGCGGCGCAGCACGGGAUGACGUGCUCCAAGUACUCGGCGCUGCGCCGGCGCCAGAUCAGGAUCGAGACCGAGGCCUGGGAGCAGGCCGCCAGGGAGUACCGCGAGCUGCUCGCCGACAUGUGCCAGCACAAGCUGGCCCCCAACCUGCCCUACGUCAAGUCGCUCUUCCUCGGAUGGUUCGAGCCGCUCAGGGACAGGAUCGUCGCGGAGCAGGAGCUCGUGGGCGAGCGAGGGGCGAGGGCAUCCCACGCGCCCUACUUCAACCUGCUCCCCGCCGACAUGAUGGCCGUCAUCACCAUGCACAAGCUCAUGGGGCUGCUUAUGACCGGCAACGGAGACGGGAGCGUCCGGGUCAUACAGGCAGCGUGCCAGAUCGGGGAAGCAAUCGAGCAUGAGGUUCGAAUCCACAAAUUUCUAGAGAAGACAAAGAAAAAGAGCACCAAACAAGUGGAGAAAGCAGCAGAACCAGAAGCAGAAGCAGAAGCAGCGGAUCCAGACAUUGCCAAGGAACAACAACGUCUAAGAAAGAAAGUCACCGAGCUGAUGAAAAAGCAGAAGGUGCGGCAAGUAAGGCAUUUAGUCAAGAAGCAAGAUAACGCCAGGCCAUGGGGUCAAGAUGCUCAUGCAAAAGUUGGUAGCCGUUUGAUUGAGAUAUUGAUUGAAACAGCUCAUAUACAACCGCCUGCUAGUCAAUCUGCAGAUAGUACACCUGAAAUCCGACCUGCUUUCACACAUGAAAUGAGAACUGUGGCAAGAGAGCAACAGAAGAGUCGACGAUAUGGUGUCAUCAAGUGCGAUCCACUGGUUCGACAAGGCCUAGAUAGAACAGCAAAGCAUAUGGUCAUACCUUACAUGCCUAUGUUGAUUCCGCCAAUCAAUUGGACUGGGUAUGACAAGGGUGCACAUUUAUUUUUGCCAUCCUACAUUAUGCGCACCCACGGAGCUAGGCAACAAAGGGAGGCUGUAAAAAGGGCUCCAAAGGAACAGAUGCAGUCGAUUUUUGAGGCCUUAAAUACUCUUGGGAGCACCAAGUGGAGGGUCAACAAAAAAGUUCUUACUAUUGUUGACAGAAUAUGGUCGAGUGGUGGCCGACUUGCUGACUUGGUUGAUCGUGCUGAUGUUUCCAUACCAGAGAAGCCUGACACUGAAGAUGAAGCUGAGCUAAAGAAGUGGAGGUGGAGCGUGAGGUCAGCCAAAAAGGAGAAUAGUGAAAGGCAUUCCCAGAGAUGUGAUGUUGAGCUUAAACUCGCGGUAGCUCGGAAAAUGAAGGAAGAAGCUGGGUUUUACUACCCACACAACCUUGAUUUUAGAGGCCGUGCUUAUCCAAUGCAUCCUUAUCUAAAUCACUUGGGUUCAGAUCUUUGUCGUGGAGUGUUGGAGUUUUCUGAAGGUCGACCACUUGGUAAAUCAGGCUUGCGCUGGCUGAAGAUACACCUAGCAAAUUUGUAUGCUGGAGGUGUUGAUAAGCUAUCAUAUGAUGGCCGGAUUGCAUUUACUGAGAAUCACUUGGAGGACAUAUUUGACUCUGCUAAUAGGCCUCUUGAAGGCAAGCGAUGGUGGCUUGGGGCAGAGGAUCCAUUCCAAUGCCUGGCAGUUUGCAUGGAUAUUACUGAAGCUUUAAGAAGCCCCUCUCCAGAAACAAUGAUCUCACAUGUUCCUGUGCACCAGGAUGGUUCUUGUAAUGGCCUGCAGCACUAUGCAGCUCUUGGAAGGGACAAGCUGGGUGCCAUUGCUGUCAACUUAGUUUCUGGGGAGAAACCUGCAGAUGUUUACUCUGGAAUAGCUACCAGGGUGGUGGAAAUUAUGAGGAGAGACGCACAAAAAGAUCCAGCUACAGAUUCUGAUGCAGCACGCGCUCGUCUGCUAGUUGAUCAGGUGGAUAGGAAAUUGGUAAAACAAACAGUGAUGACAUCUGUCUAUGGUGUCACUUACGUUGGUGCACGUGAACAAAUAAAAAGAAGAUUAAAGGAGAGGGGGGUCAUUGCUGAUGACUCUGAACUUUUUGGUGCAUCAUGCUAUGCUGCUAAGGUUACACUGACAGCGCUUGGUGAGAUGUUCGAAGCUGCUCGUAGUAUCAUGAACUGGCUUGGAGACUGUGCCAAGGUAAUUGCUUGUGAAAAUGAACCUGUGAGAUGGAUGACCCCUCUUGGACUUCCAGUUGUUCAGCCAUAUCGCAAACUAGGAAGGCAUCUUAUCAAGACAUCGUUACAAGUCCUGACCCUUCAACGAGAAACAGAUAAGGUUAUGGUUAAGCGACAAAGGACAGCUUUCCCUCCAAACUUCGUACACUCCCUUGAUGGCUCUCAUAUGAUGAUGACUGCUGUUGCUUGCAAAAAACAAGGCCUAUAUUUUGCAGGAGUUCAUGAUUCAUAUUGGACCCACGCUUGUGAUGUUGAUACAAUGAACAUGAUACUUCGGGAAAAGUUUGUGGAACUUUACGAUGCACCUAUUUUGGAAAAUCUCUUGGAGAGCUUUGAGAAAUCUUUCCCUACAUUAAAAUUUCCACCAUUGCCAGACAGAGGAGAUUUUAAUAUGAAGGAUGUCCUUGAGUCAACCUAUUUCUUCAACUAGCACGGUUACGGUGGCAUAUUGUCCUAUUUUUCUCUCUGCUGCCCAGCUGUGGCCUUGCACAAAUCUUGAGUUCUCUCAAAGUACAUGACUGGCUCAGAUAAUCAAGCUAAUUAUUUUGCUGGUUGACACGCCAACUUGUGGACAACUUGCAUGAAGAUGAUCCCACAAGAGUGGAUUUACAGAGGUACAUAGAAGAUGCUCUUGCUCUGCUGCAGAAUUACAUGGUAAGCAAGGUGCGUCACUAUUGCCAAGGAACUGGCAGUAAACAGCGCUGGCCCAGGGGGAGAUUGAAGAAAGUGACAGUCAAAAUAAUUGGAAACCAUGAUGAAGAAGCAGUAGCUGCGGAGUUUUUCUGUGUUUGUGAUAUAGUGUAGUUUUCACCAGUGCUUUGUUUCUCCCUUCUCAAGGCUCACUCUUUGCACGCUCACUAACCAUCUUCGCAGUCUUCAGAUUCCUGUAAAUGUAAUUAUAUGUAGUUUUUUGGCCUCUUCACUAACCUGUCAUUCUUUUCUUGUUUCUCUUAAUUUAUAGUUGGGAAUCUGAUGAGUGCAACACUAUACUGUGGAAAAUUAAUUCAUAGCUACCAUUGUAGUUGCACGAUACUAUCUAUACAAUAAAGUGAUAUAGUGGUUUUCCUCUUAAUUUUAUGGAGAUUUUAUAUUUUUGCCA